Messenger RNA from Salvia miltiorrhiza (redroot sage), 1363 nucleotides. RefSeq lists its product as uncharacterized. NCBI's taxonomy places the organism in Eukaryota, Viridiplantae, Streptophyta, Magnoliopsida, Lamiales, Lamiaceae. The record is from RefSeq and is a predicted model, not a curated record. The transcript is spliced from 2 exons. Bases 569 to 1243 code for a protein of 224 amino acids.
GAUAUAUUCACAACUCAACUAUCGGCUCGGCUUCACGCUGAAUAUCAAAUCUCUCUCUCUCUCUCUCUUUGAAAACUGCAUCGGUUGGAAAAAUUGAAAAGCUUCUGAUAAAUAUCCUCCCUCUAUUCUCACAUUCAAAAUUUGCGUUCUUCCCACAGCCACAAUUCUUUUCAACAUCAGAUUUCUUAAUUUUUCACUGCUCCUCUUAUUCACGCAGUUCAUCCCUUCCGAUGAACGCCAAAUGCUCGACGAAAAUUCUGUUAGAGAAUCAUGUAUUCUUGAGGCCUCGAUUGCUUGCGGUGCAUUUCUUUCAAGGGAAGCGGUAUACGUUGUGCAAUACUACAGUUGGAGAACGUUAUUCUUGAAUCGUGGUUGAGCCGCACUAAUCGAUUUAUCUAAAUGGUGAAGAUUGAAUGCUCUGUGCGCCGGAAAGGGCGGCCGAACGCCGUGCUCCGGCCCUCCCGUUUGCCGCUGCCAACGUUGCCAAGUUGUUGCUUACUGCUCCCUCGCUCACCAGGUUUCCCACAGAAGUGCGCAUAAAAGAGAGUGUGAGAGGUUGGAGCAGCAAAUGAAGCGCGCUGACAUCUUGAAUGAUUUCCCUUUCAUAUUCACGCGAGAAGCUAUCCAAAUCCAGGGUACAAGGUGUUCAUUUUCAAAAAGGCACGGCAUCCACCUUUCAGGAAUGUGGAUUUGUGAAUGCAGCUGCGUAGGAGUCUCAGCUUCUAAUUUCGAACUUUUGAGGUUGAACAGUAAUUCGAAUCUUCCAAGUGAGGCUUUGGCUGCUUUGCUUCUUCAUUGGCCCUUAACAAUAUUUCGGGCCAUUCAGCUUGCAACUCUUGAAAGCUUGCUUCCUGAAUUCUCUAACGAACUGCGAAUACAUUAUCUAGGACCAGAAAGAGAACUUCUUCAACUGGCAGUCUUUGGGGAACUGCAAGCACUCUUCCCCGGAGUAAAUGUGUACAUAGAUCUUUUUGCACCUGCAAUUCCACAAGUGAGGGAUGGUGAAAAGAUUGAUCUGUAUACUUAUUCUCAGUGUAACAACAUGGACUGUGGGUGCCGGAGUUCAGCUGUUAGUUACCGAGAAAGAAUAGAUACUUGCCACUCUUCUGCAAUCACGUUACGGCUUCAUGCAGGUUUUUAUCAUCACUGUUGCAGAGAAUUACAGCAGGAUUGUUUUCCUCAUAUUAUCAUAGCCGCAAACGCUGGUGUUGCUGCCUACAUCAGCUGGUUACCUACUAUUUAAGUAUUAAAAGAGCUCAAAGUUCCAGCGGUGUUCUCAGAUUACUGUGAAGAAGCUUGUCAUCUUGCAGCUUCAUAUGUUAAAUUCACUGGAGAAAGUUAGAUUCUAGAAUCCCCAAAAUUA